This is a messenger RNA of Poeciliopsis prolifica (blackstripe livebearer), 2297 nucleotides long. RefSeq names its product RNA-binding protein 38-like. Gene Ontology annotation, cellular component: cytosol. The coding region runs from base 326 to 1066 and encodes 246 amino acids. The transcript has 4 exons. Gene Ontology annotation, molecular function: RNA binding. NCBI's taxonomy places the organism in Eukaryota, Metazoa, Chordata, Actinopteri, Cyprinodontiformes, Poeciliidae. The record is from RefSeq and is a predicted model, not a curated record.
AACAGUUGCGGUGGGGGCGGAGUCUUAUCGUUGGGUAUAAAUGCUCCUAGCACGGUUUUCUUGUCAGGACUACAAACCGGCUAGGUGUGCUGGUUGUGGAAGGCAGUACGAGCGGCGUGAAGCGCGGAUUCCUACAGGUUGCCGCAACUUUUUUUCCCCUUUUUUUUGGUUUAAAUUUCCCCAGAGCCUACAGAGAGCGAAAACAAAACGGCGUCGCUCCGCUAGAGGUUAGAGCGUGGUCUUUGGAUGUCGGGCGGGGGGAAACUGUUGAGCGCGUAGUGUAGCGGUACUCUGUGUGCCUCGGCCCGUCUCUCCGGCUUCACCAAUGCUCCUGCAUCAGUACGUGAACGGAUCCCUGGAAGUCAUGCCUCCCACGCCGGUCCAGAAAGACACCACGUUCACCAAAAUCUUCGUCGGCGGGCUGCCGUACCACACGACCGACGCCUCGCUCCGAAAGUACUUCGAGGCUUUCGGGGACAUCGACGAGGCCGUUGUGAUAACUGACAGACAGACCGGUAAAUCCAGGGGCUACGGCUUUGUGACGAUGACCGACCGAGGAGCCGCGGAGAGAGCCUGCAAGGAUCCCAACCCCAUCAUCGACGGCAGAAAGGCCAACGUCAACCUGGCGUACCUGGGCGCCAAGCCCCGCAGCCUGCAGACAGGCAUAUCCAUCGGAGUGCAGCCCAUCCACCCGGCACUCAUCCAGAGGCAGUAUGGGUUGGCCCAGCCGUACAUCUACCCCCAAGCGUUCGUGCAGCCCAGCCUGCUGCUGCCCACUCAGGUGUCGGCUGCCUCGGUCGGCACCAGCCCCUACCUGGACUACAGCUCGGCCUACGCCCAGUACGCCCACGCCGCCUUCGACCAGCAGUACCCCUACGCCGCUUCCCCAGCCGGCUUCCUGGGCUACGGCUACACCACCAGCCCCACGGCGUCCGCCGGCCCGUCCGUCGCCGCCACCACGGCGACAGCCACCGUGCACCCCACCUUGCCCUCCGCCACCGCCCAGGCCCCGACCUUCCUGCACUACGCCCCGCAGCAGCACAUCCAGCCAGAGAGGAUGCAGUGAAGUCGGAGGCGACGGGGGAUGGCGAGGUGACAGGAAGUGGAAGAGGACAGAAGAGCAGACCCCCAUAGGGUACCACCGCUGUCGUCAGCAGCAUGUUUCAGGAAAAACAAUGUCGGGAUUAUUGCACUAUACGACUAAGAUGGGCUGCUUGCUCACUGGUACAAGGGGAGGGAGGACUGCUGGGAGUUCAGGAGGGGAAGCCGAACCAGCAUACAGUAUGUGGUUGCUUCCAAGGGCUUCCAGAAAAUGACACUUCAUUUUUUAUUAUCAUUAUUAUUAUUAUUAUUAUUAAUAUUAUUUUAUUGUUCUUUAUUAUUGUAUUAUUAAUGUCUUUGUCACUAUUGUUUUGCCAUUAUUAUCUAUGUUGCCGUCGUUUUGUAGUUCAAUCAGCAGAGGUCACGCAUGUCCUUGCUAGAUGUUGCAUUUUUUAUUUUUCCUCAAAGUCCACAGCAUUUUGGCUGGACACAGCAGACAUUCUGAAGAUGCUGAGGAGCGUUCAUUUAUUCAUUUCUUUUCUAUGGUGGCGAUGGAGAAACUCGGCAGAGCUCUGCCUCACCAACAGAAUGCCGCAGGAAAACCAGGAGAGAUUUCAACUCAGAAAAGCGACCGCACAGCUUUUUUUUUUUUUUUUUUUUUUUUAACUCCCCAAUAUUUGAUUUCAAGAGGCCUUAAUAAAUAAAUGUAAAACAAAGAGAAUCUCCAGAUUAUUUUUCCCUGUGCCUCUCCACUCUAAACCAAGUUUUAAGGACAAAGAGCCCCUUUUGUAACCGAGCUAACUUCGAUUUGAUGUAGAUAAUCAUAAACAGUAUCGGGGGUAGAGGGGCGAGGAGCUGUGUGUAUCGAUGAGGUCGCUGACACUGAGCAAAAACACCAGUGUUUUUAUUUGUUUCUGUACUGAGAUGGUAGGACUGUUGCUCCAUGUACAGCACAUUCAGAUGUCAUCACGUGCAUUUUUCAAUAUUUAUAGGUAGGUAUUUAUAAGAGGUACUAAGUUAAAAAAAACAAAAACUUUUUUUCCUUUUUUUUUAAAGUUGUUAUUGUAGUUGUGACACUGAUGUCAUUUAACUUGCAGUCGUUUGCUGCAGAUCCACAAAGUGUCGUCGUUCUUUUCAUCAUAUUACCAGUGGAUCUUUGGAUGGGUUCAGCGGAAAUUCUUUUUUUUUAUUUUCCAGUAAGAUUGUUCCUUACAAUCCUUUCAAACAAGCCAUAAAGAAUAAAAAUUUCUACUCAA